AUGGAACGGACGUGGAAGGAGAUAAAUGAAACAAUUGUUAGUGAAAAUGAUUUAAUAUCUUUGACAAAGUCUCACAAAGUCAGUGUCUAUCGUAGAGAAAAUUUUAAAAAUUAUGAAUCAAUAACAUAUAGAUGUUCACAAUAUCGAACUUUUACCAAAUGUCAAUAUCAAUUAAAAGCAAAAAUCUAUCAUGAUGGUACUUAUCAAAUUUUUUAUUCUCAACAUCAUGAACAUUUCAAGCAAUGGUUAGGAUCUGCACGACUCUUAAAUUAUUCAAACAUGUUACCUCCAAUCUUCUGUUCUUGUAAAUAUGGUCUUAAAGAAUAUUCAUGUAUUCAUACAAUAGGUCUUAUGAUGAUUUGGGGUGUUCGACCAAUUCCACAAUUAAUUGGAAAAAGAAAUCCCAAAGGUAGAAGAAAAAAAGUAAAAUAUGCUUUGUCCAAGGACUGA
Messenger RNA from Rotaria sp. Silwood1, 450 nucleotides. The record is from the annotation of a GenBank genome assembly. Lineage: Eukaryota; Metazoa; Rotifera; Eurotatoria; Philodinida; Philodinidae.